Molecule: messenger RNA, 309 nt
Organism: Parnassius apollo (apollo)
Lineage: Eukaryota; Metazoa; Arthropoda; Insecta; Lepidoptera; Papilionidae
Source: the annotation of a GenBank genome assembly
AUGUUGGGAGGAGACAGAAAAAAACCCAGAAAUGAAGAUCAAAGGAAAGGUAUUGAUGAUUCCCUUAAAGAUGAACUAUUAUCCAUGCUCACCAAUUGGAAGAAGGAUCAAGAUCUUAUUUUAAGUAAAUUGUGUUCAGAUAUUGCCGAACUUAAGCAACAAAACGCCAACAUUCAAUCAACUAAUAUUGAAAUGGAAAAGGCGUUAACGUUCAUAUCCACACAGUAUGAAGAUAUGAACACUAAAAUUAUCAAUUUAGAACGUGAACGAAAGGAAAAUUAUAACGUAUAUAUUGAGUCUGGAAAAUAG